AUGUUUGCUUCAACCCUGCUUAUGACGCAAUUCUUUGCUCAAGCUGGGUUGGGACAAACACUCUCCAUCCUGAAAGUCAUUAAUGCCUCUUUUCACAUCACGAAUCCUAGGGAGCUAAGCUGGUUAAUAGCCGGAUAUAGCCUCACCAUUGGUUCCUGCAUUCUUCUCUCCGGACGCUUGGGGGAUUAUUUCGGUCACAAACCUCUUUUCGUUGCUGGACUUGUAUGGUACAUGCUUUGGACCAUUAUAUCCGGUCUUUCUAUCUAUGCCUCUCAGUACCUUUUUAUUGUCUCCAGAGCCUUUUGUGGAAUUGGCCCAUCGAUGUGCAUCCCUAAUGCACUGGCAAUUCUAGGGCGUGCUUAUCCCCCAGGAACAAAAAAGAAUAUUCUUUUCAGUCUGUAUGGAGGGCUGACCCCUGUUGGUGUUAUAGGCGGUGCCACCAUAUCCGCAUUGUUCGCCGAAUUUGUAUGGUGGCCUUGGUCCUACUGGCUGAUGGGCUGUAUUACUGCCGCUGUAGCAUUAUGCGGCUACUUUGCAGUGCCUUGUUGUCAAUCUCACUACGAGAGUCUUGAACCAAGGCCAUUACUGCGAGAUGUUCUCUGGGCAACAGACGUACCUGCGGGCCCUUUGGACAUUACCGCAUUGAACCAAGCUGUUGUUGUGGGUUGGGUAACGCCGUAUAUCCCAGUACUUUUAGUCUUGGGGAUUCUGUUCGCGAUUGCAUUCUUCCACAUAGAAGUCAACAUCUCUCCCUCGCCGCUUAUCCCAUUUUCCAUCCUGACCGGCGAUGUGGCAUUUGUGCUCGCCUGUGUAGCGGCCGCAUGGGGUGGCUUCAGGGCCUACGUCUAUUAUUUCUGGACAACCAUGCUGAUUGUGACAGAAACACCGCCGCUCUUAGCUUCGGCAUGGUUCUCGCCGCCAAUCCCCGUCGGUCUUGGAACGGCAGUUCUAACGGGCUAUCUUGUGGCCAGGGUUCACCCCGCCAUGCCAAUGGUGAUGACAGAAGCCUGCGUGCUGGCUGCUUGUCUCCUACUGGCAACUUUUCCUCCAGGGCAGACUUACUGGGCUCAACUGUUUCCUAGCCUGAUUCUCGCGCCUCUGGGGCUAGAUAUGAGCUUCCCCGCUGCGAUUUUGGUGAUGAGCAAUGCAAUGGGAAAAGAGCACCAGGGCAUGGCUAUGAGUUUGGUUAAUACUAUUGUCAACUACAGCAUCUCUCUCAGCCUGGGGAUAGCGGGGACAAUUGAGCAGCAAGUGACAAAGACCAAGCCUGAAGGUCCAGCUACGGUGCUCUUUGGAUACCACAGCGCAGAGUACUUUUCGUGUGGCAUAGUAGGAUUUGGACUUUUGCUGAGCCUUGUUUUUGUGUGGCGUGCACAGAGAGAAAGCGGUUUAAGGAUGACUCGAAGUGCGAGUGAUGUAGAAAGAAUAGAGCCUUAG
Trichoderma harzianum CBS 226.95 is the source of this 1437-nucleotide messenger RNA. RefSeq lists its product as hypothetical. The record is from RefSeq and is a predicted model, not a curated record. Bases 1 to 1437 code for a protein of 478 amino acids. The transcript is spliced from 4 exons. Gene Ontology annotation, molecular function: transmembrane transporter activity. Gene Ontology annotation, biological process: transmembrane transport. Gene Ontology annotation, cellular component: membrane. Lineage: Eukaryota; Fungi; Ascomycota; Sordariomycetes; Hypocreales; Hypocreaceae.